AUGAAAACGUUUAGCAGGAGUAGUGAUGUGUAUGCAAGUAACUUAACCGAGAAUGGCGCAAAUUUAAUAGGCAAGAGUAACAAAACUAUUGAGAAAAUAAAAAAUAAGUACAAAAAUGACAACCUUUUAAAUUACGGCAGCACAGAUAACGAGCGCGUGGAAAGACGAAGGGGAGAAAGGGAAAGAGACACCCACACGGAAACGGAAGCGGAAGCAGAGGAGGACACGGAAAGAGAACGAGGAAACGAAGACGAGGAGGAAGAGAUAGCGGAAGCGGAAGAGAAGGACGAGAAGGAUAAAGAAAAAGUAAGCAGUCACCAUUCAUACGUAAGUAGCAAAAAUGUUAACGGCGCUGAAAAGGGCUCUAUGCAAAAUGGAACAAAGUUUAUCGAUAAGUACAAAAAUUUAUUUACAAAAAGUAGUAAUUCGAAUGGGAGAAUUAGGCAAGAGUCAAACAGCAAUGAUAAGUCGGCAAUCAAUCGCAUACUGUUCGACAGAAAUAGCUCCCAUACAACAAAUAGGAGUCACCAUCUAGUAGAUAACGCGAAAAGGAACAACUAUUAUAACUUUAAAAAUGAGCGUAGCAAGCUUCAUAAUAAGGCACCUAGUUAUAGUUCCUCCAACCGGAACUGCAGUGACGCUGUUAGUUCAAAGAGGAAGUUUUAUGCACUUGGAGAGAUAAACACAAAUAAGCAUGUAGACUUGGAGAUGUACGAGUCACUCUACAGAUCUAACAAAAAGCACACGCACAGCAGGCAGGGCUCCGAAAAUAUUCACAAAUUUUCAGGCGCGGACGCGAAAGAAAAAGAUAACGACAAUGCAGUUUUGGAGAGCUGUGAAGAUAUAAAGAAAGAAGACGAAAAAAUGAAUAAUUACGAGAUGUACAAAGAAAAUAUACAUGAUGGAAACUACAUGGACCAUUUAAAGGGAGCAAAAAUGAAAAACAUGUUCCUCAGAAAUGAAGACAAUAAAAGAAAUAAUGAAGACAGUAACGAAGCUAACUUCAACUUCCCCUAUAGCAACAGAACAUAUAAAGACCAUCUCGGUAACAAUCAAGAGAUCGCAUUUAAAAAUAAUAUUAGGUACACCUCAGCAGCGAUAGACAUUCCAAAGCAUAGCAAUUCUAACAAAGUAGACCUGAAUAUGUUAUAUAAUAAUGAUAUAGAAAAGCUGAAUAGCAAUUUGUCUGCUUAUAACGACUCAAAUAAGCUAAGCGAGUUGCAGGAAAAAUAUAAAAAUAAUUUUUUGUACGAAAGAGAGUUCCCGAGUCAUGUUCACGACGUGAAGGAAAGGACAAGCAGCAAGACGAAGAAAGAUCAUGGCGAGAUGUACUCCAACAAUGUGGUGCUGUAUAGCGACACUGGAUCGAAGAGCGAGUUGAGGGGGAAUUUCCUGAACCACGCGAUGAACGGUGCAACGAACGGCGUAGCGAACGGCGUAGCGAACGGCGCAGCGAACCACAUAGCGAACCACAUAGCGAACCACACCAUGAGCAACAGAACCGCGAGAGAGGAGAACUUCCCAGGAGAGAAGAAAGGCUCCGCCGAAAGAGAGUCCGAAAUUAUCAACAGGUAUAACUACAACAGCGACACCAGACAUAAGGCAGCUACCAACGAGAGCGGCAUGAGUAGUAGGAAGCAAAAAAUUUUGGAAAAUUUGAUGAACAUUAACAAAAAUAGUGAUGAAGAGAGAAGCAGAUCCAAUGCAAGAUUGAAUAGCGUGAAGAAACAUUAUGCAGAUAAUACCUUUUACAACAAUAAGAAUGCUCUGCACUUGGAUUAUAAGAAUUCGAAUCACAGACGUUCGAGCUCGACGAACGUGAAUCUGGGGAGACAUGAUGUCGACCGAGUUAGCAAUUAUAUAAGUUAUGCUGAUGACACACAGGCCAAAGUGACCUACUACCACGACAGGGAGUCGGGGACCAUUUCAGGUUACGAAAAAUAUUUGCAGUUAAAAAACGGCAACAGUAAUGGCCUUUUGUCGAGGAAUGUCCCAGGCGACCCAGGAGCAAACGAGCCGAGUGUCAAGCCCAGCUAUGAUGCAGUACAGGCAAGUGCUCAUGGAAGUGCACAUGACACUAUCCACAUGAACGUCAAUAACGCCGAUGUGCAGCGCAACGUGUUGGACGCGAAUCACGGCCACGGAGAAGCGCUGCGCAGCGCCAGUAACGCCGCUAACCAGAAGAGCAGUCACGAAAUGGGCGGCCUGAGAAACCUCGACUUGAAUGAACUGAGGAAAAAGCACAUGAACAUCAUCAGCCACAAUAAUGAAAAGGUGGGGAAUUAUUUGCAAAAGAAAGAAGCGUUCGAGGAUGAGAGGAACGAAAGCUACAACGUGUGCGUGACAAAUGAAAAGAACAAAAUGCAGCCGCUAAUCAAUAACUACGAGGAUUUAUUUUCAUUUGAUAAAAACAUAAAAAAAAAACGACAUUAAAUGCUAGCAGAAAAGGAAAAAGAGAUAGAUAAGAUACAUUCCCAAAUUAAGGAAAAAGAAGUAACCAUUGAUAAAAAAAAAAACGAAAUUGAGGAGAAGGAAAAAUAUAUUAACUCGAUAAAGAACAAGUACGACAAUGCACAGAAAGAGUUGCUAGAAAAAAUGAACGAAUGCAUUAGCAUCGAAAAUAAGUGUAAGAGCAAGCUGUACGAAUAUGAUGAAAAGUUCGGACUGUUCAACAAGAAAAUCAAAGAAAUGGAAGAGCGGGAAAAGGAAAUUGAAAAUGAGAGGAAAAAUAUAGAGAGAAAGGAAAAAAUGCUAAGCAAUGAUAAAAAAGAAUUGGAAGAAGAAAAAAUGCUCACCAUGAAGGAGAAAAACGAGCUGGAGAUGCUGAAGAAGGAACUGGACUCACUCGAAAAAGAGAAGAAAAAAAUAAUCGAAUGUGAAUACAGUAAUUUGCAAAAUAAGGAAGAGGAACUGAGAAGAAAUGAGCGAAGCAACCUGAUCAAGGAAAACGAAUUGAAAAGUAGAAUCGAUAAGUAUAACGAGCUAAUCGAUGAGCUUAACAAGAGCAAAAAGGAAUUAGAAAAUGAGAGAAUCAAAAUGAUGGACCAAUUAGAAAAUGAAAAAAUGAAAUUUGCAAAUGAAAAAAAACACUUGGAGAUGGAAAAGGAAAAUGAAAGAAGUUACAUGAAGGAGGAGCUGAACAAGGAAAGGAUGAUCAUGGUAGGAGAUGUGGACAAGAUGAAAAUGAUCAUGUUGGAAGACAUGGAAAGGACGAAAAAUGCUAUGCUGGAUAAUGUAGAAAAGGAAAACAAAAGGAUGAGGGAAGAAGUAGAAAAUGAAAGGAGAGUCAUGCUAAAAAGCAUGGAAGAGGAUAAGGAGCAGUUCAAAGUUUAUGUCGAAAAGAAGUGCAAAGAAAAUUUAGAAAAUGAAAAAUUAACGCUGGAAAAAAAAUACAAAGAGGAAGCCAACAAACUGCAAAACGAAAUUGCAAAUGAGAGAAAAAAAAUCCUCAAAGAUAGAGACUCCUUCGAGCAACAGAAAAAGAUAUAUGAGGAGGAAUUCCGUUCAAAGUGCGAGAAGUAUGAAGAGAGUAUACAGAAAAAGUACGAACUUCUGGACGAAGAAAAAAGCAAAAUGAAGUACCUUAUAAUGAAGGAGCAGGAAGAGUUAGAGAACUUCAAAAAGAGGGUGUACCUUGACAUAGAGGAAGAAAAAGACAAGCUCUACGUACAACAAGAAAAGCUAAAUCUGGAAAAGGAAAAUUUACAAGUUGAAGAGUCGCGAAAAAUAUUUGACGAGCAAUUAGAAAAAAUUAAAAAGAACAAAGAAGAACUGCUAAUCUAUGACAAGGACUUAAAAUCGAAAGAAAUCAACCUCAUCGAAAAGGAAAAGGAACAGAAAAAAAACGAAGACGAAUUACAUAAGAAGAAGGAAAAGCUGAACGAAUUUGACAGCGAUUUGAAGGAGUACAGUGGUAAGCUACAAGGAAGAGAAAAAAAACUGAAGGAAAAAAAAAACGAAUUACAAAAGGUUAAAGAUCAGUUAGUGAAUUAUAAAAAUAGCUUAAAGCAAAAGGAGGUACAAUUUCAAAUGAUCGAGAAGAGAGAAAAGGAGCUCAUUGACGAGCAGACAGUCAUUCAAAUUGAUAGAAACAGCCUGGAAGCGGAGAAAAAGCAGUUUUUACUCAUGAAGGAGAAGCACGACAAGGACACCGAAUUUAUACAAGAGCAGCUAAAACUCUUGCAUGAACAAUUGAAGAAUAAAGAAAAGUCACUCAAGGAAAAAGAAAACGAGAUUAACCUGUUGAAUAAGUUACAGAACUGUCGAAGUAAAAAUGCAAAGGGGGCAAUCAUAUCUCUCAAAAAUUUAGAGAACAGGAAGCUCAGCUCGAAUCUCUCCAGAACCAGCAACUCCAAGAACAGAGUCAAGGUGAAAAUUAUUGGCAAAAACAGACUAGACCUAAUCCGAAGAAAAAACAGAAAAAAAAGCAUCAAUUUUAAUUACAACAAUCUCGAAAUUAAUAAUAGCAUUCAAUAUAUUGACAGCAUGAUAAAUGAAAACUUCAAAAACAAGCCUUUUUUGAAGUAUAAGAAUGGAAACAGUUUGGGACUGUCGGAGGCAUUUCAUCCCAUUGACGGGGUAGACAAUAGUGACAUGAGGAUCAAUACAACAGGGAAAGAAGUGAAACCGGGGGGGUCAAAUAGGACGUCCCCGUAUGACAGUAGUGCACCCCAGGUGGACGCUUCGUAUAGUCAUAUUAACGAGAAAGGGGGUGUUAACGUGUCUACUUAUGGUAGAAAAAACACGGCCAAUUAUUCGCUACCCCCCGACGGGGCUCACUACUCGGAGAACAACUCCAGUAAGAACAAGCACCCGGGUAGCGCCACCCUCAUGGGCAACGCGGGUACCAAAUCGAGAAGCAACUUUGAAAAGGAGCCCUUCAAUCAAGUAGGUAAUUUCGGCGUGAAUGGCGACCAUCGCGUGGUGAACGACAACAAUAUGGUUGGCAAUGCUGCCGAGGAUUUUACGAACGAUAUGGAUAGUCACACGAACGAGUAUGUAGAGAACUACAAAGAAAACGCGGAUGCGAAUAAGGACUAUUUUGGUGGCCCAAGGAACAGGCAUUAUAAGAAGGACUUGGGAAAGAUGGAGGCGCAGAGCUACGCGUCCCAGGAGGGGAGAAGCGGUAGCAGCGCGGCGGUGAAGGGUAAUUACAAUUACGGCUACGGAGGGGAAGGCGGCGAGACCCUGGAGGAGGGGCGGUACGAGAGGCAGCACAGCGCCUACGCGAAUGGGAAUAAGACCGCCUCCCCCAAUGGGGGCAUCUUCAGCGACGGCCACGACCAGCGCGAUCGGCGCGACAACCGUGACAACCGCGACAACCGCGACCAGCGCAACCACCGUGACAACCGUGACAACCGCGACAACCACAACAGCUACAACAUUAACAACCUGAGCACGAACAUCAAGAUGGGGAACAGCAACUUGACGUACGCCUCCAACUCGAAGAACACCUCGAGGAUGAAUUUCAAGGAGCACCGACUCCAAGAGCAUGGCGAUAACAUGCUGGCGUCAUUAAACGUCAACAAUUUAAUAGAGUCCGAUUUGAUAGAUGUAAAAAGUAACUACGGUAACUUCUCAGGUCAGCAGAAUAGUAAGUACGAUGGAGAUUUGCUGCUAACCAAUUAUGAGCAAAGAGACAUGAACGUGAUGAUGGGGGAGGAGGAGAAUGAGCAGCCGCACCAGCAGCACCAGCAGCAUCAGCAGCUUCAGCAGCUUCAGCAGCAGGAGGGGGGGAAGGACUAUGGAGAUUAUGCGGAGAACAAAGAACCCAAGCAGGACGUCCAACGGAUUGAUACCAUUAACAAAAAUAUUAGCACCAUUAACGAUGACGUGGACCACAUAAACAGCAACAUAAAUAACAUAAAUGAUAAUUUGCACAAAAUUAACAGCCAUGUGCAUGGGGGCGAGGACAUACCGAGGGGGUUCCCACCCAAAGGAGACGGGGGGAUGGGCGCUCAAAAAGGGAAAGGCAACGAUCAGGUCAGCAAAAAUAGAAGCAGAAAUGGGAAUGAGAAUGGGAAUGGGAAAAAUUUAGUCCCCCUCAACCAGAUAGACAUUCUCGUGAACAGAAACAUGCAGUCGAUAAACCACAUGUCAAGCUUAAUGCAAAGUGGGAAGAAAAUGAAGGCGCCACUGAACAAGCAGACAGAAAAUUGCAGAAUCAUCAGUCAGGCAAAAAACAAGGACAACCGGGGUAACACGGGUAACAAGGACAUGCGGGACAAUCGGGACGUUCGGGACAAUCGGGAUAUUCGGGCCAUCCGGGACAACUUUUUUAACCACAACAAUGAAGAAAAUGACACGAUAAAAAAGGAGAGCAGUUUUAACGAAUUUCUGGAGGACAUAAAUUCGGACAACUACUACGGCAAUGCCGGCAAGGGUAUCGCCGAAAAGGAAGAAAACGACGAUUUUUAUCAUAACAUGGAAAAAUCACUAAACAGUAGAAAUUUGAAUGAUUCGUAUGAUUACAAGCAUUUGGGGAAGCCAAGCGGGGGUGGUGAGUACGAGGAGGACUACAGUCACGAGUACGGAGGGGGCCCGCACAACCGCAGUGUUUACGAAGCUACGAAUCGCUCUUUUCAGACAGCCUCCCAAAAGAAAACCAACGUAAAGAUGAUGCCAGAAAAUGGUUACAACAGUGACAGUAACGUAUUGAGGGGUAAUAAUUUCGCCACAGGUGAAGAAAAUUGCAGAAGACUGAAUUCGAAUUCCAUCGCCCAAGGAAAUGAAAACAAUUUCAAGACGAGAAACAACAGCAGCAACGUCUACUACGACAACGAUCAGAAUGCGCCCCCAAGCUACAGGAAUGACAUGACGCGCAACAUGCGGAGCAAAAAGCAGGAACUCUACAAAGAUAAUUUUGUUUUAAACACAAACGAGCAGAAGCACCCGUUUUAUGAUAAAAGUGGUAAACAUCUCGAUCAGGUGGGGAACCCUGCUGGUCGGGAAGGCGGCAUGGGUGAGAACAAGAGCAACACUGCGUACAUGAGAAGGCCAGAUGCCGACGCUAACGUACACAUGGGUAAGCAUGCCGGCAAGGGUGACGGCAGGGGGGGCAGCAAGGCCAAUUUAGUGGACCCAAGCACGAACAGGAACGUGCACAGGAGCGCGAGUAAUAAUGCAAGCAAUAAUGCGAGCAAUAAUGCGGGCAAUAAUGCGAACAAGAACGCCAACCUGGUGGGGAUAAAGGGAUUCAUGAAGGGUAUGCAAAAUGGGCGCGAGCUCGGCACCGCGGGCAGCGGCGGGAAUAGCAUAAUCGAGCAGCUCGACAAAACCCUGCUGAACAAAUCCAUCAUGAUGAACAAGACCAAAAAGAAGUGA
Plasmodium cynomolgi strain B is the source of this 7323-nucleotide messenger RNA. RefSeq lists its product as hypothetical. The record is from RefSeq and is a predicted model, not a curated record. NCBI's taxonomy places the organism in Eukaryota, Apicomplexa, Aconoidasida, Haemosporida, Plasmodiidae. The coding region runs from base 2434 to 7323 and encodes 1629 amino acids. The transcript is spliced from 5 exons.